Molecule: messenger RNA, 1616 nt
Organism: Theobroma umbraticum
Lineage: Eukaryota; Viridiplantae; Streptophyta; Magnoliopsida; Malvales; Malvaceae
Molecular function (GO): protein binding
Source: RefSeq, a predicted model, not a curated record
CAAUUAUCCAUCAGUGUAGAAAAAGAGAUGAACAACAAGAAACAAUCCUGACCCUUCUCUCCAUCUUUCAGGAGCUCUUCCAAGCAAAGGAGCCAGCCGCACACAAUCUCGCCGAUUCUUCCCUUGCUUCCAACUUCCAAUGCCAUCUUCGCUAUCUCUCCCUUCUUGCCAGCAACCUCAAUAUCUCCAAGCCCUCUUAGAUUCCGCACGUCCAUUCCUUCGAGGUGAGCUUGAAUCUGUUGACAAGGACUUGCCUGGCCUGAUUGCUGUCUUGCGUUCUGCGGGUGCCGGAGAGUGUUCUCACAAACAUGGUAGCUUUUUGGAGCAUUUGGUUGACAUAUACCGUAUUCUCAAGAUUUGGAAAGCUCCUGACUCUGUCUGCCUUUGUGGCCUCUUUCACUCCGCUUACUCCAAUGCUUAUGUAAACCUUGCUAUAUUCGAUGCUUCUACGGAACGUGAAGUUGUUCGAGGCCAUGUUGGUGAGGCUGCAGAGCGUUUGAUUCACUUGUUCUGUGUUGUUCCACGUCAGACUAUGAUCCAUGAUAAUCUUUUGUUCAAGUACUGUGAUUCUGAGCUUAUGGAACACCUAAAAUUGUCGGAGAUUGCAUUGAAGAAUGGCAAAGAAGAAGGUUUGUUCGAUAGAGAUGAAGUUUGGAGGAAGAAGCUGCGGCUUCUGUUACCUGAGGAUGGAAUUGUAGUGAAAAAUAUAAAGACAGCUGAAGAUGUUACAAUUACGAGAAGGGUGAUGGCUGUUUUUCUUUUGAUGAGUAUGGCGGAUUACUCUGAUCAAUUGUUCAGCUAUCAGGAUCUGUUGUUUGAUAACUUUGAUGGACGGUUCAGAUUUUUGGGGAAUAACUAUGAUGCUUUAUGGCCUGGAGAUGGCAAGCCCGGGUUGUGGAUGAAUUCGGUAUCGAAAAUGGGUGCGGUUUAUAAUCUCAUACUGAGAGAUGAAGGCAUCAUUUUAGAGGAGAGGAAAAGGGUUGGUUGUGCUGAGGUCGAGAAAGAUAGAGAUGAGGGCAUUGAGCUCGUGGUGCCUCCAGUUUUUGAGAACUGCACAAGGGUUGUGGAUGCCAAGGAGCAGGUAGAGGCAAGGGACUUGUACUGGGAAGCUAUUUGCGAUGGGUCUAAGCGUGGGAUGGAAAGAGCUGAGGACUUGUUGCUAGGCUGCACUGCGAAGAACCCAUUUGUUGGUGAGCCGCAUGUUGUGUUGGCUCAGGUCUACUUGAAUAAAGGGAGGUUUGAGGAGGCUGAACAAGAGGCUGAGAGAGGGCUGACCCUGAUGUUAGAGUGGGGGAGCCCUUGGGACAAGAGAAUGUCAUGGGAAGGGUGGAUAGCUUGGGCUAGAGUUUUGUUACUGAAGGCUAAGGAAAAGUCUUGGCCACAGAGUGCUUGGGGUGUCCUCAGUCUAGGACUUGUGAGGUGAUGCUGCUGCGGUCCUGUUACUCUUGUGUGUUGUGCCAUCUGCCAAUGAAAUUAGAUACGAUUUCAAUGUAGGAUUGUUGCUUUGACUUGAUUCUGUAUGGGAAUUGGAAAGAGGAUUGCAAUGUGGAUGCAUUCCCUGCUUUUUAUCCGUUUAAUUCAAUAAAAUAAGGAUGUCCUAUCAUUAUUUGUUUAAA